AAGUUGUCACAAGAUUAUUCUGAGUCUGAGCUAAAAAAUAGUUUAUUAGCCCUAAAAAAUGACGAUAAAUGAAGAAAACUUGGACCAAAUAUGCCAAACAUUAGACAAACUCGCCCUAGAUGCCUUAACACUUAUUCAAGAAGAAAUAGAAAUAAAAAUUAACGCUGAAAACGCCAUGAUAGGGGGUGAAAAUCAUCUAGCUAAAACCAGGUACAUUUUAGGACAAAACAGUGUAUCAAGCCUGCAACUACCAACAGAAAACUCCAAUGCAAAAGCUCUCACAAAAGUGCAUACAAUCACAGACAAUUAUGGACUCAACCAAUUUGAUUUGGAAUCAAAUAAGCCCGAUAAUGAGGAGUUUAUUAACCCUAUAAAGUGGUUUGGGUUUAUGCCACCACAAAACUUACAUUUCGCGCAAAAUUUGUACAGGCAGGCUCUGCAGUGGAUUAUACAGGCAGCAAACGUACAAAAUAAAUUGUGCAAGACGCAGGAACAAAUAAUGCAGUUAAAGGAGUUGAAAAAGGAGAUUUUGACUAGAGAGAAGUAGCUUAAUAAUUAGUAUUAAAUAUAUCUUUCAAAAAUAAAA
This is a messenger RNA of Anthonomus grandis grandis, 586 nucleotides long. RefSeq names its product coiled-coil domain-containing protein 115. Gene Ontology annotation, cellular component: extrinsic component of endoplasmic reticulum membrane. The record is from RefSeq and is a predicted model, not a curated record. Gene Ontology annotation, biological process: vacuolar proton-transporting V-type ATPase complex assembly. The transcript is spliced from 2 exons. NCBI's taxonomy places the organism in Eukaryota, Metazoa, Arthropoda, Insecta, Coleoptera, Curculionidae. The coding region runs from base 59 to 547 and encodes 162 amino acids.